AUGAGCAACAUGGCGGACGCGUUCCGGGCGCAGCUGCUCGGCCAGGGCCACGAGCCACCCACCGACGCCAUGCAGCAGAUGAGCGUCGAAGAUCAAGGCGCGCAGUCGGGUACAAUGCCUAAUGGCGGAUUCUGCGAUGUUCGUGGAGGCUUCAGCUCACCGUCCCGCGGUGGCGCCUUCCAACCCCCAAACUUGAGAGGGCGGGGCGGAAGUCGCGGCGGCUUCGACCGACCCUCAUUUGGUGGCGGGUACGGGCCUCAAGGUAACUACAAUCGAGGCGGUCCACAGCAGAUGCAACAAGGGUUCCAGCCGCGUGGUGGCUACCAAGGAAAUCGUGGCGGUUAUAAUGCAUAUCCCGAUCAGUAUGGCGGACCGCCACGUGGUGGAGGCGAUUUCGGUCAGCGAGGUUCACCGAGGGGCCGUGGAGGCCAUUUCCAACCAAAUCGUGGACGCGGCGGGCAGUUUGGCAACAUUUCGCAAAGAUUUGAUACUCCUGUAAGACCCCUGGGCGGUCAUAUGUCAGCAACGGAGAAAGCUGUCAGCCAUGAAACGACGCCGCCUGAAAAUCCCAUGAACGUGGAAGAGAUCGCGCUGCUGAAUAAGUUUAUCAAACGGACCGUGCGUGACAUGCGGGAGGGAACGAUAGAUAUCAAGAAUCAGCAACAAGAUCCAACUUCACCACUGCACUCGUUGACCGAUUUCCGCAGUCUACGGCUGAAAAAAGAGCUCAUCGAGGCGCUCGACAUGCAACACUUCUUGCAGCCUUCCAAAAUUCAAGAAUUUGCGCUACCCUUGCUACUGAUGGAGCCACCGACGAACAUGAUCGCGCAGUCGCAGUCGGGCACCGGCAAGACGGCGGCUUUCGUGUUGACGAUGCUGAGCCGUGUCGUCGUCGAAGAUCAAUUCCCGCAGUGCAUCUGCCUCGCGCCCACCUUCGAGUUGGCCGAGCAGACGGGCAAGGUUGUGAAGAGCAUGGCACAUUUUAUGACCGGCUGCAACGUCUUCUACGCGGUCAAAGGAUCGGAGCCAGCAACGAGCCUGAAGGAACAGAUCAUCAUUGGUACCCCAGGCAAACUAUGGGACUACAUCAGCGUGCAAAAGGCAUUUGAUUUAUCGAAAAUCAAGUGCGUCGUCCUGGAUGAGGCCGAUGUCAUGAUUUCGCAGCAGGGCCACAAGGAGCUAUCAAUGAAGAUCUACGGAGCCAUCGAGGAGGCCAACCCGACCGUCCAAGCACUGCUCUUCUCGGCCACCUACGACGAAGAAGUGUUCGAAUUUGCCGAAAAGAUUAUCAAGAAUGCCGUCACGGUCACGCUGAGAAAAGAGGAACAGACGCUACCGAACAUCAAGCAGUUCUACGUGGAAUGUGCGAACCGCGAGGCCAAAUACGAGGCGAUCGAGAACCUGUACUCGGGCCUGACGAUCGGAACUGCCAUCAUAUUCUGCCACACGAUCUCUAGCGCGAAGUGGCUGGCGGCGAAGCUCGUGGGACGAGGACAAGAUGUAGCUCUACUCCACGGUCAGCUCACCGUCCAAGAACGUGCAUCGGCUAUACACCAGUUCCGCGAGGGCAAGUAUCAGGUGCUGAUCACGACAAAUGUCUGCGCAAGAGGUAUCGACGUUUCUCAAGUGUCGAUCGUGAUCAACUACGACCCUCCGAUCCUAUACAACGAUGGCACAACGGACGCACUCCCGGAUUAUGAUACCUAUUUGCACAGGAUUGGACGAACGGGUCGCUUUGGCCAAUCUGGAAUCGCCAUCAACUUUGUCGACAGCCAAGAAUCCCUGCGCAUCAUCCGGAAAAUUGAAGAGCAUUUUGGCAAAUCCAUAAUCAAGCUCGACCCAGCCGACAUUGACCAACUCGAGGAAAUCGAUAGGAGAGAUGCUGAA
This is a messenger RNA of Mesorhabditis spiculigera, 1887 nucleotides long. Lineage: Eukaryota; Metazoa; Nematoda; Chromadorea; Rhabditida; Rhabditidae. The record is from the annotation of a GenBank genome assembly.